GAUUUGUGCCGCUCGGGUGAAGGGCACAUGCGCCCUUCGGCUUAGAUUUCUGUCGCCAUGGGCGGAAACCAGUCCGCGGAGGUCGGGGGCUUCCGUAUCUUCAAGGUGAAUGAUGGGUCGCCCGCAGCGGAGGCGGGGCUGGAGGUCUUCUUCGACUUCAUCGUGGAGAUCAACGGCCAGCCCAUGGACGCGGACCAGGGCACCUUCGCUCAGGCCAUUGCGCAGGCGGAGAACCAGCGCACCAAGCUGGUGGUGAACAACAUCCGCACUCACACGUCUCGGGAGGUCUACGUGACGCCCAGGCGCUGGGGCGGCGCCGGGCUGCUGGGAGCAGUCGUGCGGUACGACUCCCUAGAAAGUGCAGAGGGGCAGGGCAUGCGGGUGCUCAGCGUCUUUCCGAACUCGCCGGCGCAUGCGGCGGGAUUGCUCCCCAACAAGGACUUUCUGCUGGGCACAACCGAGGUGAUGUUCAGAGAUAUGGAUGAGCUGUCGGAGGUGGUGAAUCUCUACCUGGGCAAGGAGCUGAAGAUCUACGUCUACAACGUGGAGACGGAAAGCAUCCGCGAGGCGGUCCUGGUGCCUCAGACGGGCUGGGGCGGUGAAGGGGCCAUCGGCGCGGACAUCCGCACUGGGUUCUUGCACCGCAUCCCCGCACCGAGGCGCGCUUUCAGCGUGCCGCCGCAGGAUCCUCCAGAGGCGAGAGGCAGCCCAACCGAGAAAUCCCCGCAGACUUCUCCACAGGCAGCAGCUCCCGAAGCGCCGCGACAGGACCCUCAGCAGCUUCAACAGCUGCUGGUGCAGGUGCAGCACGAGCUUUUGCAGCUGCAGCACCUGCAGAGCCAACAAGAGCUGACAGAGGAGCAGAGGCAGCACAUGCAGCAGUUCCUGCACAUGCAGCAGCAGCUGCAGCUGGCUCUGCAAAGCAGUUCGGGCGACAUGGCUGCUCAGGAGGUGGAACGGCCUGAGAUCUCUCCUGAGUCGGACUCAAAGCCCAGUCCGGAAGGUCCACCGGAGGAGGAAAGGAGCCGCGCCUUUCCGAAUGGCCACGGUUGCCAAGGCCGCCAAGAGGAGCCCGAAAGGAACAUCUUCGAGCUUCCGGCUGCGGCCAAGGCGGCCGCGGCGGCCGUGGAAAAGGCGCGGUUGCCCUUCGACUAUCUCGCGCCGGGGAUCAUCUACGAGACGGCGGUGUCAUGACCCCAAGCGCGUCCGCACUUGGCAAGAGCACAGCCUGUC
Molecule: messenger RNA, 1233 nt
Organism: Effrenium voratum
Lineage: Eukaryota; Dinophyceae; Suessiales; Symbiodiniaceae
Source: the annotation of a GenBank genome assembly